AUGUCUAACACAACAUCCGCGGCGCGGCCCAAACGUGCGGGCGAUGACUUUGCGCGUUCGCACGAUAACAACACCAAGAAGCCGCGCUUUGACUAUCGCAAUCCCAGCACGCUCGCCGCCGAUGCGCCGGAGGAGGAUCUCAUCUUGGAUGCAGACGUGAUUGGGAAAUCCGGCAAUCAGACAAAGCGUAAUGCUGUGAACAUUGAUGGGUACGAGUCCGACUCGGACAACGACAACUUUGACGCACGAGCGGCGGAGCGCGAGCGGAGGACCAAAAACCCGAGCAAGGACGCGGACGAUGAUGAUGACAUGUUUGGUGAUGAUGCUGGAGACGACGACGACGAGGAUGCGGAAGAUGGCAAGCCGAAGAAGAAAGGCGUGCAGUUUGUGGACGCAGCGGACAUUGAAGGACAAGUCAUGAACAGCACCUCUGGAGGACAUGUCUCUGCAGAUCUUUCACAAGGUGGAAAGGGAAAGCAAAAAGCAAAGGAAGAUGAUUCUGAUGCCGAGUCAUCGGGCGAUGAGGAAGAGCGCGAUCGUCUGCCGGAGGAGAUCGAGGAGGAUGAUGCGGCCGAGCUGGGAGCUGGUGGUAAGAAGAAGCACGCGCCGCGACUAGACGCUUUCAACCUUAGGCAGGAGGAAGAAGAAGGUCGAUACGACGAGUCAGGGAAUUUUGUUCGCAAAGCUAUGGAUCCAGAUGCUGUCAACGAUAAUUGGUUGGAGGGUCUCAGCAAGAAGGACAUGAAGAAAGCCAAGGAGGCACAAGAGAAGCGCGAAGACGAUCGCAAACGAAAGGCUAUGGAAGAUGAUGCUAUGCUGACGAGCGACAUUCUAUCAACGCUAAUUCAACAUCUCGAAACUGGAGAGACUCCGCUCGAGGCACUACAGAGGCUAAAUAAGACCAAGCCAAAGGAAGCCAGAGUUCCGAAGUGGAAGCAGAAGAAGCAGCAGCAACGAAAGGACGCCAUGGAAGUUGAUGAGCCGGCCUCGAGCACCAAUGCAGCUUCAGAUCCAGUGGAAGAAGCCCGAAAGAAGGAGGUGGAAGCUAUUACCGGAGCUUCAGAUGCCCUGUACUCCCGUGGCCAGCUCGAGAUUUAYCAAGCAGAGCGCGAGGUCUUGAUGCGACAGUACAAAAGGGAUACGGGAGAGGAGUGGCAGUCAGCACGAUCCGCAAACACCCAAACAGCUGCGCUGUCCGAUUGGGAAUAUCGGUGGAGUGAUGCCAGGGAUGGCGGUGAAAGCCACGGUCCGUAUGAUGGGACCACAAUGAAAGCGUGGAACGAUGCUGGCUACUUCGGUGAUGGGGUCGAGUUCAAACGGGUGGGCGAUAGUGAAUGGAGUCGCGUGUUGGAUGUUGAUUCUUAG
Messenger RNA from Ramularia collo-cygni, 1365 nucleotides. RefSeq lists its product as uncharacterized. Gene Ontology annotation, cellular component: U5 snRNP. The transcript has a single exon. Gene Ontology annotation, molecular function: protein binding. The record is from RefSeq and is a predicted model, not a curated record. The coding region runs from base 1 to 1365 and encodes 454 amino acids. Lineage: Eukaryota; Fungi; Ascomycota; Dothideomycetes; Mycosphaerellales; Mycosphaerellaceae.